UAUAAACAAUAUUACUAAACUGCCGGUCCGUGUUUAGUAAACUUUUGUGCUGUGCCGAACAUCGCAUUUAACUUUAACUGGUACAGUUUAGUGGAAGAAUAACGCUGCAAGUUGACUGGAUUCUACGUUCGAGCAGGCAUGGCAAUGAAGGAAUGGCUACAAUGGUUACCGCCACCUCGGUCGCUGCUUGCGUUGCUGAUCGCCGUGGCUGGCUUCAGCGGCCGGCUCUUCGCUGCCCACGUCACACAUUCACCAACACUUCUCGUCGAUACUUGCCACUCUCUAUGCCGACUUGUCGGUCUUAUUACUACUUUACUAGCCUACAAGUAUGAACGUGCAGAUGAAGGCACUGGACGCGAGGGUCGGCUACGGAACACAUUUGGAUGGGCUCGUAUUGAAGUUGUGGGCCGUCUAUCCGUGCACAUAUUAUUCGCAUCCUUUGCGCUAGCCCUCGUUGUGAAUGCACUGCAACUCGGCGUGCACUCCUCUCACGUGCAACCGCCUCGUUACCCGAGAGUGAUAGUCAGCAGUGCUGUCAUUGGUCUCUUGUUUAAUGCCAUAAACUACAUGCUACUUGCUGGUAGAGAACUAAGCUACAGUCGACGGUUGAGUAUGACAGAGGGAGGCGAAGUUAUACUAAAGACUGGAUCAGCAGAGCCUGUGCUCGCUCAUGCGCCCACUGACAUAGCCAGUAGUCUAUUUGUGAUGGGAGCAGGCUUGACUCUGGAAUGGGAACCCAUUGCAGCUAAGCUAGCCGACCCAGCUCUCUCGGCUAGCGCCGCCAUCAUUCUCGUCAUAUUUAACUAUCCCUUCAUGCGGGCUGCUGGGCUAGUAUUGCUACAAACGGUGCCUGAAGGUCUGGGCGCGUCCGAGUUGCGCGCGGCCGCAUUGCGCGUCCCCGGCGUGCUCGCCAUACACGAGCUGCACGUGUGGCAACUGCACAGGGAUCGACUGGUGGCUACAGCGCAUAUCUCCUAUGAUUCGCAAGAGGCAUAUUUACGCAGUUCGAGUGUCGUGUGCGAUAUAUUUAAGCGACAUGGAAUUGGUUUAGUUACAUUACAACCAGAAUUUACUCUCUCCGCCAUCUCUGGUACAGACGAAGAAAAGAAAAUGUUGAUAGAUUUUGCAAAUGUGGCUUGUUCCUGUCCCUGCGCUAAAGAGUGCACCGCACCUCGGUGUUGCCAAGCUGCUCAGAUACCCUCCAUUACUCGCAUUUGAAUAUCAUUUCUUAUUGAAGAUGAGUUAUCGGACCCAAUAGCAAUUGAAGUCCGAGACUGAAUGUCCGUUGGAAAAUUAAACAAACAUAGGUAGGUAUACAAUUCAGUUAAUAAUGAGAUUAUUAUAAUUUGAAUCAAAACAUUUUGAAAACGACGGCGAUUGCGAAUUUAUUUGAUUAUGAAUGUGCAGAUCAUUAUUAAGACAUAUCAUUACAUAAUGGUAACAGGGUAAAGUUUGUGCUCAUAUUAUGAAAAAUUUAAGCGUUUAAUGUGAGGCUUUUUGUUAUACAAUUAAUAUUAGUUAAAACUUUAACGGAUGCACACGAAUUAAACAUGAAUAACCGCUCAAUUUUAUUAAUUUAAACGCGUAAUGAAUUAUUUGUACAUAUUAUAUAUAAGUAGUAGAUAAGAUUGUACCACAAUAACAGAAACUAGUACAACCAAAGAACUUUCGGAAGUCAUAGAAAAUGUUUUUAUAUACGUAGCAGUUAUUCAUUUAAUCAUAUCGGAGUGAAAGUCGACAAGACGUGAUAGAAGGUCGGGUCGAUAUUGUGCGUAUAUUUUUACUAUUUUUAUACGAAACAAAAUAUCACUUGUUGUGAUCGAGAUUAUAGUCUAAUAAUAUAAUAUUUUUAAAAAGAAAUAUAUUCAAUAAAAAUUAUUACGUGGAUUUGAUAUUUAUGUUGAUUUUGUUACAUUAUUCCCACCAGUUAAUUAUAACCUCAUUGACAACUUGCCAAUUUAAUUAUAUUAGUUAAGGAUUAGUGUUUGUAAAAAAGAUAUACUAUAAUUUAGUUUUUAAGAAAACUUACGAAAUUAUUAUUAAAAGUGAUUAUUAUUAAAUGGCCUUACUAAUCUUAUGCUAUUUUAUAAUUGAUAACUAAAGGAGGUUCUACAAUAAAACGGAGAGGCAUAAUUGAACGAUUUAUUAAAAGAUACAAUCAAACAAACAGUGCCUUAUUCUUAACAAUUUGAUUAUAUGUAUAGAUUUAUGUAAUUCACUAUUGACUUAACAAAGAAACCAUAACAAAUACUUAUGGAAUUACUUAUGUAAUUUAGCGAUGUUUAAUUAAACUCUGAUCAUCUCUUUCUGCCAAAACUGAUUUGACAUUUGAAAGAAGAAGAUACAGCGUUGUUUACCUAAUCACCACUUAAACAAUACAUCGCUAAAACCGUUAAUAACUAACUUAGACUUCUAUUCUAUUUGUAUGAUAAUUAGUGUGAAAACUUUAAACAUCGUUUGAUAUAUCGACUUUUUUUAGUUAUCCGAAUACUAGGUAAUCGAUUCAAAUAAUUGUGAUGUUCCUAGACAGUAUUAUAUUAUGGAUAGCCCGUUGAUAAUGUUAUUUAGUUACUAAACGAAUUACUCUUAUUGACAAUAAUUAAGAUAAGUUGUAUACAAAGUUUUGUUGACUAUUGUUUGUAAAAUAAAUAAUAUAUAUGAACAAUAAA
Molecule: messenger RNA, 2669 nt
Organism: Vanessa tameamea
Lineage: Eukaryota; Metazoa; Arthropoda; Insecta; Lepidoptera; Nymphalidae
Gene: ZnT77C
Product: proton-coupled zinc antiporter SLC30A1
Exons: 8
Coding region: 139-1218 (359 amino acids)
Biological process (GO): detoxification of zinc ion; intracellular zinc ion homeostasis; zinc ion transmembrane transport
Cellular component (GO): membrane
Molecular function (GO): zinc ion transmembrane transporter activity
Source: RefSeq, a predicted model, not a curated record